Messenger RNA from Penicillium pulvis, 1506 nucleotides. RefSeq names its product putative extracellular endoglucanase/cellulase (gene egl3). NCBI's taxonomy places the organism in Eukaryota, Fungi, Ascomycota, Eurotiomycetes, Eurotiales, Aspergillaceae. The coding region runs from base 1 to 1506 and encodes 501 amino acids. Gene Ontology annotation, biological process: glucan catabolic process. Gene Ontology annotation, molecular function: hydrolase activity, hydrolyzing O-glycosyl compounds; cellulose binding. The record is from RefSeq and is a predicted model, not a curated record. Gene Ontology annotation, cellular component: extracellular region. The transcript is spliced from 5 exons.
AUGAGACUUACAAACUUGGUUCUGGCCGCCAGCGCCGCUGGUCUGGCUUCUGCGUACCCCCGCUCAAGGGAGGUUAUGCCCAAGCGCAGCGCUGAUGUGAAGAAGCGCUCUUCCGGCUUCACUUGGGUUGGUGUCAGUGAGUCUGGUGCAGAGUUUGGUUCCGCUAUUCCUGGAACCUUGGGUACGGACUAUACCUGGCCCACCACAUCCAAGAUUCAGGUUCUGCGGGAUGCUGGUAUGAACAUCUUCCGCGUUCCUUUCUUGAUGGAGCGUCUGGUGCCCGACAGCAUGACUGGUACCCCGGCUACCACAUACCUGGCCGAUCUCAAGUCUACUGUCAAGUUCAUUACCGACAGCGGUGCUUAUGCGGUUCUUGAUCCCCACAACUACGGAAGAUACUCUGGAAGUAUCAUCGAGUCGACCGCCAACUUCAAGACCUUCUGGAAGACCGUCGCUGCUGAGUUUGCUGACAACGACCUGGUCAUCUUCGAUACCAACAACGAGUACCACGACAUGGACCAGACUCUCGUUUUGGACCUGAACCAGGCCGCCAUCGACGGUAUCCGUGCCGCCGGCGCUACCACCCAGUACAUCUUCGCCGAGGGUAACGCCUACUCCGGCGCCUGGUCGUGGACUACCUACAACGACAACUUGAGCGGUCUGACGGAUUCCGAGGACAAGCUCGUCUACGAGAUGCACCAGUACCUCGACUCAGACAGCUCCGGUACCUCCGAGACCUGUGUCAGCACCACCAUCGGCAAGGAGCGCCUGGAGGAGGCCACCGCCUGGUUGAAGACGAACGGCAAGAAGGGUUUCAUUGGCGAGUUCGCUGGUGGUGUCAACUCUGACUGCGAGACUGCCGUCGAGGGCAUGCUCGCUUACAUGAGCGAGAACAGCGACGUCUGGAUGGGUGCUGAGUGGUGGUCUGCCGGUCCCUGGUGGGGAACUUACAUGUACAGCUUGGAGCCUACUGAUGGUACCGCUUACUCGACUUACCUUCCCAUCCUGGAGAAGUACUUCGUCAGUGGCACUACCUCUACCUCUACCUCUACCUCUACCUCGACCUCGACCUCGACCUCGGCUGCCGUGGCCGCCACUACAUCGGCCUCGUCUUCUUCCUCGUCUAGCUCCACUUCGUCUGCCUCUUCGACCUCGACCGCCCUGGAGGUCACCACCACCCCCAACAGCCAAGUCCAGGUCCCCAGUCCCUCCGUCGAUGCCGUCACCACCUCGGCUCCUAGUGCCUCUGCUGCCUCCGUCGCUCCCGCCAGUGAGCCAACCACCCUGUCCACUGUCUCCCUCUACGUUCCUCCCGCUGCAUCCACUGCCACCACCUUUGCCAUCGCCCCGUCCUCCAUCCAGUCGUCUGCCAGCGCUCCCUCCUCUACUGGAGCUCUCGUUGCUCACUACUACCAGUGCGGUGGUAUCAACUGGACCGGUGGCACCACUUGCGAGUCUCCCUACACUUGCAAGGUGCAGAACCCUUACUACUACCAGUGCGUUUAA